AUAACAAAAAAACCUGACUUAAAUGAUCCUGUAUUAAGAGCUAAAUUGGCUAAAGGGAUGGGUCAUAAUUAUUACGGAGAACCCGCAUGGCCCAACGAUCUUUUAUAUAUUUUUCCAGUAGUAAUUUUAGGUACUAUUGCGUGUAACGUAGGCUUAGCGGUUCUAGAACCAUCAAUGAUUGGUGAACCCGCCGAUCCAUUUGCAACUCCUUUGGAAAUAUUACCCGAAUGGUAUUUCUUUCCCGUAUUUCAAAUACUUCGUACAGUACCUAAUAAGUUAUUGGGUGUUCUUUUAAUGGUUUCAGUACCUGCGGGAUUAUUAACAGUACCUUUUUUGGAGAAUGUUAAUAAAUUUCAAAAUCCAUUUCGUCGUCCAGUAGCGACAACUGUCUUUUUGAUUGGUACCGUAGUGGCCCUUUGGUUGGGUAUUGGAGCAACAUUACCUAUUGAUAAAUCCCUAACUUUAGGUCUUUUUUAA
Eucalyptus grandis is the source of this 477-nucleotide messenger RNA. The record is from the annotation of a RefSeq genome assembly. NCBI's taxonomy places the organism in Eukaryota, Viridiplantae, Streptophyta, Magnoliopsida, Myrtales, Myrtaceae.